Ceraceosorus bombacis is the source of this 870-nucleotide messenger RNA. NCBI's taxonomy places the organism in Eukaryota, Fungi, Basidiomycota, Exobasidiomycetes, Ceraceosorales, Ceraceosoraceae. The record is from the annotation of a GenBank genome assembly.
AUGCGCUGCGUCUCCUUCACCACAGCUUGCAUCGUACUGCUUGCAGCUUCGGCGUUCGCUGAUACUGGCGCUUCUACUUCAUACGAUCGGCGACACGCUUCUAAUGAGGUUCGACAUGGCCAUCGCGGCGUGCUGAGGCGGCUGAAACGAGCCGCUGGUAUAGACCCUAGGGACAUUCUCGAGGCAGGCUCCGAGAAUAGCUCCGCAUCAUUAGUCAAGCGCGGCUACUCUGGCAGAGCCACGUACUACGAAGCUGGUCUUGGUGCCUGUGGCAGAACAAACAGCGGCAGUGAUUUCAUCGUUGCCGUCAACCCAGCUCAAUGGGCAGGUGGCUCAAACUGCUUCAAGACCAUCACAAUCAGCGUUGGCGGAAAGUCUAGGACAGCUCAGAUCACAGAUCUCUGUCCUGGCUGUCCCCCGGGUGCGCUAGAUCUCUCGCAAGGUCUCUUCACCCAAUUCGCCGACACCUCGGCCGGCGUCUUUCAAAUGUCUUGGUCGUUUGGAGAUGGUGCACAGCCCACCACCACGAGUCGUACGAGCACGACGCCCAAGUCCACGUCGACCAAGCCUUCUUCAACCACCUCUCAAAGCUCCACACGCACGACGAGCUCCUCCACAAGCACCACCAGCACCACUUCCCAGAGCUCAAGCUCGCAGACUUCAAGCUCGACGUCUUCGUCCGCAACUACAAGCAGUACGGCACCUGCUGCUGGUGACAGCGGUGUGUUCGACGGCUUGUCAAAGAUCAUGUCUGGCAUGCUCGGACUCGCAGGUGCUGGACAGUCGUUCGCAGACGGAGCUCCACCUGCGCCUGCUCCUGCGGCCAGUGUUCAAGAAGAUCCUAGCGCUGCCCAACCAAGCUCAGCCUGA